Toxotes jaculatrix (banded archerfish) is the source of this 2893-nucleotide messenger RNA. Its product is annotated as nectin-3-like protein. The record is from RefSeq and is a predicted model, not a curated record. Lineage: Eukaryota; Metazoa; Chordata; Actinopteri; Toxotidae. Bases 346 to 1554 code for a protein of 402 amino acids. The transcript is spliced from 7 exons. Gene Ontology annotation, biological process: homophilic cell-cell adhesion; heterophilic cell-cell adhesion. Gene Ontology annotation, cellular component: adherens junction.
AUUUAUUUAAUCAACAAAACAAUCUGAAGAGCCGCUUGGGAGCUGAAAGAGCCGCUUUUUAGUGAGCCGAGCCAAAAGAGGCGGUUCUCUAAAAAGAGGCGAAAUUCCCUUCACUUUAUUACCCCAGCGACGAAUGUUUGUACCGUUUCAGAUACAAACACUAUUUCUGUGUGUACAUUUGGUGGGGGGGACAGUGGAGCAGCGAAAGGGCUGCCUCACAUGUCUAAACAUAUCUAUCCCCUUUUUUUCUAUACAACCUGCGCCACUGCCUGUACUUCGAUCUCUCCUUAAACACUGGGCCUUUUGAGGGAAACGAAAACCUUGGGGAUUGGCCUCGGGAGAAAUAUGCACGGCCAGUCAUCACUGCUUUGUUUCUCCGUGAGCUGCACCAGGCUUACGCUGAUGUCGGUGUUCUUCCUCAGACUGUGGCGUUCAAACGCUCUCCAGGUGAUUGGAGGGAACAAGACCGUGGUGCAAGGAGGGACUGUCAUCUUACCCUGCAAACUCAUUGACUCUACGGAACUCCUCACUCAGAUUUCAUGGCAGAGGAAGACCAGAAACAAACCUCAGACUGACAAUUUCUUUACCAUCCUGUCCUCAAAUGGACCACAGUUUGUCAAUGGACACGAUUAUCGAUUUCAGUUUGUUGGGAACUUCAAUGAGGAGAAUGGAUCUCUCCAGUUAUCUAAUGUCACAUUGCUGGAUGAAGGCGUUUACACGUGCAUCUUCACAUUGUUCCCCAGUGGAAAUCACAAGACAGAGAUACCUCUGAACUUGCUUGUGCCUCCGGUCACCCAUGUGAAGGAUGAUCUUCCUAUUUUGGGUGAUGAAGAAGUUUCCCUCGCUACCUGCACAGCUGCUGGUUCCAGGCCUCCCGCAGAGGUGAGGUGGCUCAUUGGUACACUGGCAGGAAAAGUGAGGGCAACAACUAACUCUACUGAACACGCCAACGGUACGACUACCACAGUCAGCUCACUGGUCGGAGUGCCAACCAGAGAAAUCCACCAUCAUGUGGUCCACUGUGUUGUCACCAAUCCAGCCCUGUCGAAAGAGGAAACAGUGACCUUCACCAUACAGGUCCAAUUUUCACCCAAGGAUGUGAACAUUAGCGUGCGAUCCACAGACUCAUUUCAGUGUUUGACUCAAGCCAACCCAAAAGCAACUUUUACCUGGAACAGGCAUGGCAACUCGUGGCCUCAGUCUGCUGUCAGAGUGGAGGGUGCAACGCUGCAGUUUCUGAGCAUGAGCUCUGACCUGAACGGCCUGUACCAGUGUGAAGCAUCUAACCAGUAUGGAAGAGACCAUGGUUACCUUUAUGUGCAUGUGACUUCAGGCACCUGCACUACUUGCUGGGCCAUACUUGGUCUUUUGCUUUCCCUGAUUGUCGGUCUUGCAGUUGCUGCUACAGCAUGGAAGUUUUUUAUACAUCCAAGGACAGUACAGGUCAUACGUGAGGAAGUUCUGAAGGCCAGAAGAAAAAGAGAAGAAAAAAAUGAACUACAAGAAGCAGCAGUAGCAUUAAAAGAAGAAAUGGACGGAGAAGCGGCACGUUAGAGAAGAAAUGUACAAUAUUUAAUUUUGUGCAGUACUUUGUGAUUUUUUAAAAGGCACAGCUAUUUCUUUUUAAAUGUUCUUUCCUAAAACUGCAGAAACCCAAAAACUCUUUGUGAACUCAUUUGAUAUUAAAUGUUGUUUUAAUCAAUUGUUUUGAUUUUUCUGUCAUAGAAAUCUCUUUGACAUCCAUGGAGGAAACAUGACUGUCAGCAAUUGGAGUGCGGGAAUUUAACAGGCUGCCCCCCUAACCUGUGUCAUUCCUGACUCAGCUAGUUGCUGAGCAGAUGCAGUGGUUCAGGUGCUGCGUAUUCGUUUAUACUCUUGGCUCAUUUAUGCUCACUUUUUUAAUAUUGGAGUUCCAUCACAUCAGUAAUGUGUGUUGGUCUCUACUUGGUGCAAUUGUCACAUCUAUUGCGCAAGACAGCAGAGGAAAAUGUGAAACGGGGGGGGGGGGGGCUGCAAACUGUCAAAUAGAAAAACAUUUUGACAGGAAAUCUGGUUAACUGACUUUCUGACUUUUUCCGUGCCAGCAUGGAAUGUGGUUUAAACUGUCUGUGCUGCCUUUAUAACCCAGAACAACAUAAGACGUUAACGGUACUGACGUUAACUAUAUGUGUUCCCACCAACAGCAUUAACUGCUCACAAUACCUCACCCCAAGGAGGUCCUCGGGUUUGGUUUGAUUUGACCUGCACUCUAAGAAAUGAAAUGUUGAUUUUACUCAACUAAGUUAUAAUCCUGAAAAUGAAAACAGAAUGGACCUUCCAUCUAAGCAGGACGUUAUGACGUCGUCUAAAUUAGACAGCAGCAGCUCUUAUCAGAAGAGAACUGGUGCCAGGUGUAAGUAUGUGAUUGGCCUUCUGUGAAGUGCAGGGCUGUCUGUGUAUCAGUUUGUAUAGAGUUCUUCCCCUGUAGUGAAAUACAGUAAAACACAGACCACAGUGCAUUAAGCAAAAAUUCAAAUCCCUUCACUAAGGGGACUGUUUUCUGAACUCCGGACUCUUGUUUAGUUUCUUGUGUUUUGUUUUAGUAGGUUCCUGUUUGAGUUUGAAUUAUGUUACUUUUGUUUGCUUUCUUGACCGAGUUAGUAUUUUCUGUUUUAUUUUGAAGUCUUGUACCUAGUUUAUCUGGUCCUAGUCUACUUCAUGUCUUUGUCUAGAUUCCCGCCUUUGUGAUUGUCUGCCUCCUCUAAUGUGAUUCACCUGUUGCCCAUUACCCCUGUUUAUACGUCUCAUUGUUCCCCUAUCUCCUUGUCAGUUUGUCUGUGUCCCACCUGUGUUUGAACCUGCUGUUCAUAUUGCAAAAUCUCUUUCCUUAAUAAAAUAUAUUUUUUUAAUCUCA